This is a messenger RNA of Papaver somniferum (opium poppy), 4387 nucleotides long. Its product is annotated as DIS3-like exonuclease 2. Gene Ontology annotation, cellular component: P-body; exosome (RNase complex). The transcript is spliced from 7 exons. NCBI's taxonomy places the organism in Eukaryota, Viridiplantae, Streptophyta, Magnoliopsida, Ranunculales, Papaveraceae. The record is from RefSeq and is a predicted model, not a curated record. Gene Ontology annotation, molecular function: 3'-5'-RNA exonuclease activity; RNA binding. The coding region runs from base 371 to 3742 and encodes 1123 amino acids.
AGAGAAGAGGGAAGAAGAAUUAGGUAGUAGGGAAAGAAAGAAAGGAAGGAAGACAAAGGAAUCAAAGAGUCGGCGUUGUUGUCUCUCGCCGACCCUCACCUCAUAAUCACGUCUCCUUCAUCCGUAUAUCCCCACCACCACCAUCUCACCCACUACAAUUACUACUUUCUCUUCUUCCCUUUCGAAUUUCCUCCUCUGCUCUUCCGUUUUUUUUAGUUAACGGAAUCAGAGCUUCUCUAAUUAGUUUCUUUUUUCUUUUUUAUACUCUAAACCGUAGAAUUUUAAUUAUCUGUUCUUCUUUCUUUCUAUUUUACAAAAAAAUUAGGGUUUUUUAGUUGGUGAGGAAAAAGAGAUCUGUGUGUUCUGAGCUAUGAUGAAUAGAAUGAGUGAGCAAUUUGGUGCGACUAAUACUGAAGAGGGUGAUUCUAAUAAUAGUAGUAAUAAUAAAGAAAAGAAGAAAAAACGCCGUUCUAAUCGACGCUCUAAACAACUACUUAAUUGUUCAGGGGUUUGUCAUAGUUCACUGAAUGGGGUAAAUGAAGAGGCAUCAGUAUGCUUUAGUAAUAGUAAUACGUUGAAUGAGGCGUCCUCAAGUUUGGGAUUGAACGUUGGUCUGUUAAAUGAUCAAGGAUUGGCUAGAGCAUCGGAUGUUGCUUUCAGCUCACUACCAACAAACCGUAGCAAUGAUCAAGUAGUGGAGUUCAGAAGUAUGCCUCCUCAACUUCCACUCGAGAAUGGGCAGUCUUCUCCACCACAAAUUCUCCGUCAAGAGACUAACGAACCACUCCGAAUUAAAGAUUUUGUCUCUCCCUGUAAGAAUGGGACUCCUCCUGGGAAUCAGAGAAGUUUUUUUGUUCCGCACUUGUCAGAGCAGGCUGUUUCUGAAGCUGUAGAGAAAGGUGAAGUUUUUAUAACACCGUUCCGAGUGAAUGCUCACAACCCAACCGAGGCCUACUGUACAGUAAGCGGAGUACCUAUUGAUAUUCUCAUCAACGGUUUUCCUUUCCAAAAUAGAGCACUAGAAGGAGAUACAGUAGCAAUCAAAUUGGAUCCUUUGGCAUAUUGGACUAGGCUGAGAGGGUCUGUUGUCCAAGGGAACACGUCUGCCCAGACAGGUGAUGGUAACAUGUCUUGUGGCGUUGCGGAUGUGGUUGGUGAGAACUGCAAAGGGAAAGAAAAGCUAGAUUCUUACUGUGAGGGUUUACCUAAGAAUAAUGACUCGGUUCCUGCAGAGUUGGGUCUUUACCACGAAGAUAGAAGUCAAGCCGGUGCUGUUCAUCCUGAGCCGGGCAUUAUGAAUGGAAAUAAUAAGCAUGGGUCCGAAGGACAACAACCAUCAUCUCCCCAUGAGCGUAAAGAAGUUUCAGAUGCUAUUGAGAAGAUUUGUGGCAUGGUGAAGGCGUAUCCUUUUAAGCGACCCACUGGAAGGGUUGUAGCUAUCGUUAACAGAUCUCCUCGCCGUGACUCUGUUGUCGGCUUUCUUGGAGUUAAGCAGUGGGUUUCUUCCAGCAACCGAAAUAAGAAGGAAACCAAGAAAAAAAAUGGUUUCACUUUCUUUGCUGAUCAAGAACACAUCCAACUGACACCCAAUUAUGCCAAACUACCCAGAAUGUUGGUUUGUGUGAAAAGCUUACCCGAUUGUAUCAAGCAGAGAUUAGAGAAAGGUGACGUGGAUCUUGAGAUGGAUUUGGUUGCUGCUCGGAUUAGUGAUUGGAAGGAAGAUUGCCUCCUACCUCAGGCGGAGGUCUUGCAUGUUCUUGGAAGGGGUGGAGAAAUUGGAUCGCAAAUUGCUGCUAUUUUAUUUGAGAAUACAAUUUCUAAUUCUGAGUUUUCCUCCGAGGCCCUGUCCUGCCUUCCUGAAAUUCCUUGGGAGUUACCGAAGGAGGAAGUCGCCGAAAGAAAGGAUCUUAGAGAUCUAUGUACAUUUACUAUCGACCCGUCUACGUCUAUUGAUCUUGAUGAUGCUUUGUCAGUUCAAAGAAUUUCAGAUGACAUUUUCAGGGUUGGGAUGCACAUUUCUGAUGUGUCCUAUUUUGUUCCCCCGGGUACCGCUCUGGACAUGGAAGCCCAGACACGAUCUACGAGUACUUACCUUCGACAACAAAAGCUGUCUAUGUUGCCACCGUUGCUUUCUGAGAACAUGGGUUCACUUAAUCCCGGGGUAGAUAAAUUUACCUUUUCAAUUAUUUGUGACAUCAACCUUUCUGGUGAUGUUGUGCAUCGUUGGCUAGGCCGUACUGUGAUACAUUCAUGUUGCAAGCUGUCAUACCAGCAUGCUCAGGACAUAAUUGAUGGAUUGGCAGAUUCUGAUAGUUCUACUCCCUCGGGAAAUGGGUAUCCUAAAUUGUAUGGUCAGUUUGAAUGGAAGCACAUAGUCAAAUCUGUUAAAAGCCUGUAUGAAAUUUCCAAGCGGUUGAAAGAGAAUAGAUUUAAAGACGGGGCACUUGACUUAGAAAGUUCCAAGCUUGGUUUUUCAUUUGAUGAGAGUGGAUUUCCACAGGACAGUACGCUUCUCGUGCAGAAAGCUUCGAACUCUCUUGUUGAAGAGUUAAUGAUUCUGGCAAAUAGGACCGUUGCUGAAGUUAUAUCGAGAGCUUUCCCUGAUGCUGCACUGUUACGUAGACAUCCUGCACCAAAUGUUCGGAAACUGAAAGAGUUUGAAACCUUUUGUCAGAAGUAUGGUUUAGAAUUAGACACUUCUUCUUCUGGUGGGCUUCAGCUUUCAUUGGAGCGGAUCAAGGAAAAAAUGAAAAAUGAUGACCCUGGGUUAUUUGGUGUUCUCAAGUCAUCUGCUUCAAAGCCGAUGCAGUUAGCUUCCUAUUUUUCUACCGGAGAAUUUAAGAACAAGCAAAGUGAUUGGAACCAUUAUGCAUUGGCAAUUCCUCAAUAUACUCAUUUCACAUCCCCACUGCGUAGGUACCCUGAUAUUGUUGUGCAUCGCACACUGAAUGCAGUUAUCGAAGCUGAAGAUAUGUGUCUUCAGCACCAAAGAAUGUGGGCCUCAGCUAAUACGUGUAAUUCACUUGCAAUAAAGUGUUUUACUGGUAUUGAUUUUGAUGAGGAUAUCUUGGGUACCCAAGAAUGUAGGGAAGCAUUACAUGCUGCGGCAUUGAAGCAUCAAAUUCUUUGUCCGGAGGCACUUGCUGAAGUUGCUGCGUAUUGCAAUAGGAGAAUGAUGGCUAGCAAGUAUGCUGAGGAUGCUUGUGACAAAAUUUUCUUGUGGGCCAUGCUCAAGAAAAGACAGGCCUUGGUUACAGAAGCAAGAGUUUUGGGUCUGGGACCAAAGUUCAUGUCAGUUUACAUUCCUAAGCUUGCGAUGGAGCGAAGGAUUAACUAUGAUGAAGUGGAUGGCUUAACGACAGAGUGGCUUGAAACAACGUCAACAUUGAUCAUCGAUAUAUGUACAAAAUAUCAACCCAAUAGGAGAUAUAGCCCUGGUAGAUAUCGACCUCUUGAAGAUGUUGUAUGGAUCAUUAGCCCAUGCGAUACUGACCAAGAUAGGUUUGUUUGUGAUAAUAGUACCAGGACUGAAGUUGGCGGAGUUCCGCUCGUAGGAGAAGAAUACAAUACCAUCAAACAAAGUGACCAUGAAGUUUUAGAAAUAAAUGAUGUUGAGCCAGCAUGUUUUCCUUUGACUCUUCGUCUCUUUUCCACCAUCAAUGUUGCACUCCAUGCUGUUGGGGGUGAUGAUGGGCCACCUGAUGUAGGGGCAAGGCUGUACCUGAGCUCGUAUUAUGGGUGAAAGCCAGGAUUUGUUGGUCAUAUUAUUCAGGAAGAAAUAAAAUGGAAGGAGAUGAAGAAAGAGGAAUUCUAGUUGAACGGGUAGUGCCUACUGCACUGCUGUAGAUAUUAAAGUAGGGAUGUAUAGUCCACAUGUGGAGGCUGAGGUAUCACAAUGAGAACCAUAUGCUCCAAAGAAGAUAAUGUUUCAUGUGUUUGUGAAUAGUUUGUCGUCUGGUCAGAGAAGGUGAUGAAUAUUCUCUGGUGGUAUUUGAGGUGUAGUAGCUUUAAGUAAGGUUCUGACUCUGGUUUAGUUGUGGCUUCUCCUUUUGAUUUUUUUUUCUUUUCAAAAAACUAAGCCGCUGACGGGGUGGAAUAUGGACCUAUGUUUUUUUGUUGGCCAGUUCCAGUCCCAAGAAACCAACGAGGUGCCUUAGUUUUUUAGGCAUCUCAGUGAAAGAGUUUCAGGAACCAAGACUUAGCAGCCUCAUUGUAGCUGGCAUGUAUGCCUUAAACUAAUGAUGAGCCAGAAUAAUUUUGGUUUUCUGGCUUGUUUUUGCUGUCUAUCCGAAGUUGUUUUUCGUAUUCCCUUCUGUUUUUAGGUUGCUGUUAGGAAGGUAAAUGGAAUACUUACACUGUUGUUGAAUAAUACGCUGUUUUAAGUUGA